AUGGUUGGUGGGGUAAUACGAUGAUUACUACAGGUAUAAAUGUUGAAAAAAACCACAUACAGUUUCAGUAGUCAAAUCAUUGCUGUCACGUUAUAGCCUUUUUGUACUAAAUCACUUUUUUCCACAAAAUUUUAACGACUUCGAUAUUAAAACUGAUUGCAGUUACAUUGUUUACUCUAUACAGAGAUCCAAUCGAGGUGACAAGUCCGUAUUGUUCAUUUCUUUUAUUAUUCAGUUGCAGAUAUUGCGACGAGCCUGCAACAAGGAUAAAGUGAACAUAAAAGUUAAUAAAAGUAAUGUUGAUAAAAAAUUAGAGAUGACAAAUUCUAUUGAGGGAUUUUACGCCAGCACUGGGAUCUCGUUGAUGGGAGCGACAAGUUUUGUAGGGAAAGAUACGAGGAGAAAAAUGGCUGCGAUUGUUUCAUGUCGCGGCCUCUGUGCAAUUCAACGAACCAUUGGAUGUGGCUGUUAAUACAAAUAUGAAAGGCACUGCUCGCAUAAUCCAACUGUGCAAGGAAUUAAAGCAUGUUCACUUGCUGUUAAUUUUGCAGCACAAGUUUGAGCACCGUUCUGCGGUGAUUGAUAUAUGUGAAUGCGAGGACAAAAUAUUGAUCCAUCUAUUGGAAAAAAGAAUUCUGAAAAUUUAUCCAAACACCUACAUGUUUACCACAAAUAUAGCAGAACCGGUUCUGUCUGUAAUUGUGGUAGUUUACCAGUGCGACCAAGUGUAAUUGGUGCUUCGUUACAAGAACCAUGUCCAGGUUAGGUGGAGCUACAGGUACUUUUACAGAUAAUAAUUAAUAGUUAUUUUAAUUCGAAUCGUGACAAUAGAUAAUCGAGAUCGUGAGUAAUCGAAAUCCGAUUA
This is a messenger RNA of Heterotrigona itama, 865 nucleotides long. Lineage: Eukaryota; Metazoa; Arthropoda; Insecta; Hymenoptera; Apidae. The record is from the annotation of a GenBank genome assembly.